AUGUCUUCAGUAAACUUGUUAAUAAUGAAUGUAAAUAAAGACAAACAAACUCAAAAUAUUGAAGAUAAAUUGGUAAAGGAUUAUUUAUUCUUGUUUAAUAGUGAUUAUGCAAUAGUGCAAAAGAGUGCACAAGCAAAUUUUGAAGCAAACUUUGGUUAUAUGUCUGUGAACAUAUUGAAGUUUUUGUGUCAGAAGUUAGGUAUUUCUAAAACAGGUUCUAAGCAAGAACUGGUAGUUCAGUUGGUUGUUAAGAAUAAAAAAAGAAAAAUUUCUAGUGAGUUCUAUUCUAGAAAUGAAAAGAUAUCAAUUAAUAGUAGUACAACUGCAGCUGUCUUAGAUAAUUCUAGUGUGAAUUUUGAGUUAGAUAUUGUUUCUUUAGUAGUUCUACUGAUAGAAGAAUAG
This is a messenger RNA of Cetraspora pellucida, 402 nucleotides long. NCBI's taxonomy places the organism in Eukaryota, Fungi, Glomeromycota, Glomeromycetes, Diversisporales, Gigasporaceae. The record is from the annotation of a GenBank genome assembly.